UACUUUAUUAAAAAAAAAAAUAAUAACUUAAAGAUAUUUGAUUAAAUAUAUUUUUGUCGGUUUUUUUUUAACAAUUUUUAGUAAGAAGCUUGUGAACCCAGAUCAUCUCUAAAUAAUAAAGUAAAUAGUAUUUUGUAUUCUAUUAUUGAAUGUAAAUUUUUAAUGUUAUGGAUAGUUUCCCACCAGCCAACUGUCGUUUACAAAUACUGAUUGAUGAUCCUUGGCGUCAAGAAAAUUUAUCAUUUGACGAAAUAGUGGUUCCCAUCAAAGAACUUCCCGAUCCUGAGGCAGACGCCACUGAUGCUCAUUUGACGCUUACCCAACAGGACACAAAGUGGACAGACUUGGCUCUUACAAACAUACUUAGUGACAAUCCAUUGCCUCCACCACCCCGAGUUUAACAUAUUUAUCAUGGAGUUUCCAGAUUUUGGUAAACAA
This is a messenger RNA of Rhopalosiphum maidis (corn leaf aphid), 438 nucleotides long. Its product is annotated as anaphase-promoting complex subunit 13. Bases 168 to 401 code for a protein of 77 amino acids. The transcript is spliced from 2 exons. NCBI's taxonomy places the organism in Eukaryota, Metazoa, Arthropoda, Insecta, Hemiptera, Aphididae. Gene Ontology annotation, cellular component: anaphase-promoting complex. The record is from RefSeq and is a predicted model, not a curated record.